GCUUCCUGGUUCCCAGAAGGUGCCGGAGCGACUGCAACAGGAACUGAGAGACUGGGGGAGGAGGCGGUGCCGCCGCUCCGCUGCAGUCGCGGCCCGAGCCGGGGGAGCGGAGCAGCCAUGGGCCGCCGCCCGCCGCCGCCGCAGCGCUGAGCGGCCCCCGCCGCCGCAGGGAGAGGGGCCGGCGCUGCGCCCUCGCCCCCGCCGGGCCGGGCGCUUCUCCCUGGGGGGCGCUGGAGCCGCCGCCGGGGGCCCGCGAUGUGACCAUGGACAGCAGGUUCAAGGAAAAUCCAGAACGUACCUUUGAUUUGGUACUGAAAGUAAAAUGCCAGGCAUCUGAAAAUGAAGAUCCAGUGGUACUGUGGAAGUUCCCAGAGGACUUUGGAGACCAGGAAGUACUGAACAGUGUUCCAAAGUUUUGCUUUCCUUUUGACAUUGAAAGGGUCUCCCAAAACCAAGUAGGACAGCAUUUUACCUUCGUGCUCACCGACAUUGAAAGUAAGCAAAGGUUUGGAUUUUGCCGUUUGACAUCAGGAGGCAAGGUCUGCCUCUGUAUUCUAAGUUACCUACCAUGGUUUGAGGUCUACUACAAGCUCCUAAAUACCCUGGCAGAUUAUUUGGCUAAAGAACAGGAAAAUGACUCAAAUGAUUUGUUAAAGUCAUUGUAUAGCCAUCCUGUGCCAAAGGCGAAUGCUUUAGUCAGUUUAAGUGUGAACCAAGAGAUGAUUUUUGCAAGUGAGCAAGUUUUGAAAAAACAGCCUUGUCUUGUAUCGCACUCAUAUUUCAUUACUCCUGAUAUAACUGGAUUGCCAACAAUCCCUGAAAGCAGAAACCUCACUGAAUAUUUUGUUGCUGUGGAUGUGAACAACAUGCUGCAACUUUAUGCCAGUAUGUUGCAUGAGAGACGAAUCAUUAUUACCUCUAGCAAACUAAGCACUUUAACUGCUUGUGUUCAUGCGUCAGCUGCAUUGUUAUAUCCAAUGUAUUGGCAACACAUUUACAUCCCAGUGCUUCCUCCACAUCUUCUGGACUACUGCUGUGCACCGAUGCCUUAUCUAAUUGGUGUCCACUUAAGUUUAAUAGAGAGAGUAAAAAAUAGAUCACUGGAGGAUGUGGUUUUGCUAAAUGUUGACACAAACACGCUAGAAACCCCUUUUAAUGACCUGAACAACCUACCUGGUGAUGUGGUCUCGGCCUUGAAAAAUAAACUGAAAAAGCAGUCUACAGCUACAGGGGAUGGAGUAGCCAAGGCCUUUCUGCGGGCACAGGCGGCACUGUUCGGAUCCUAUAGAGAUGCACUAAGAUACAAACCAGGAGAGCCGAUAACUUUCUGUGAGAAUAGUUUUGUGAAGCAUCGUUCGAGUAGUACUAAGCAGUUCCUGGAAACUGCUGUUAAUCUUCAACUGUUUAAACAGUUUAUUGAUGGCCGACUAUCCAAAUUAAAUGCAGGAAGAGGAUUCUCUGAUGUUUUUGAAGAGGAAAUCACAGCAGGAGGCUUUUGUGGAGGAAAUUCAAGAUCUUAUCAGCAGUGGAUGCAUACAGUGAAGAAAGGUGGUGCAUUGAUCAACACAGCAAUGACCAAAGCCACCCCGGCUGUGAAGACAGCAUAUAAAUUCGCAAAAAAUCAGGCAAGGCAAGGAAUAAAAGAAGUGAAGAGUAAGUUAAAACACAAGGAGAGUGAAGGAGAGUAUGGAAGUUGCAGUGCUGGUGCAGUACGGGCUACUCCUGUCUACACAUUACACUAUGAGAAAAGAGAGAACUCUGAAAAACGAAGGCUGGCACAGACUCGUUUCAACCAGCAUCUCAGUAACCAGGAUUUUGCCUUGGAUGAAGAUGAUGAUGAUGAAAUGGAGAGAACAAGCAAGUUAUCAUCAGAAGACAGUGAAGAAGCUUCUGCUUACUUUUAUGAUAGUGAUGAUUCUGGUGAAACUGGAAUAACUCCUCAGCAUCAAGGAGAAAUGGACUUGCUUGGGGAGAUUUUGGACACACUGAGCACACACAGUUCAGAUCAAGGAAAGCUCUCAGGAGCAAAGAGCCUGGAUUUUUUUAGGUCAAUGGAUGACAUUGAUUACAAGACUGAGAACAAGUCGAAUGCACCUAGUGAGAAUAACCUUACCCUGCUCUGCAGCAAUGCUAAUGAUCAAGCAGAGUGGAACCUUGGUCAGGAUGACAGUGUGCUCCAUGGGAAGCAGCUCCCUCCAUCACCAAGGAAGCCAGUUUCUUCUGGUGGCCCCAGAGAAUCUCUCUCAAGGCUGGAAGAAGAAAGUAGUGGUAAAACCUUUGUUACUGAGAAUAUGGACACCAAAAGUAUGACAACGCCAUCUCUAGUGCCAUCAAGUCCCCAGUUUGCUUCUCUGGAAAGUUUCAAAGCAGGUUAUUCUUCCUAUAAGUAUGCAGAGCAGAAUGAAACACUAAGCAAUACCUCAGAAGGUCAGCUCUCAGCAAGUCUUGCUCAACAUCCAUCCAUUCUGGUCCCUUGGGAGAAAGAUGAGAAGAAAGGAAAUGAAACUCCAGAAGAGGGUGGACUUCUUCAAGAAGUGGUGUCAUUGUGUAAACUGAGCUCUGCUUUUCACUAUGGUUUAAAUAUUUCAGAAGAUAGCUUAUCCAGCAGUAGCAGGGGAAAUAAAACCUAAGAAAACUAUGAGAAGAGAAACUUGACUCCCAUCAGAAUUUAAAGGAAGACUACUCAGGACUCCAUAUAACUCCAUAUAACAUGAUAACCAAAAGUUGAAAAAGGAAUAAGAGAUCUUAGAUUAUAAAAGUAAUUCUCUUCAGUUGAGUAUGCAUUUUCUGCCUUUGGGACAUCACUUCUGUGUUUACCCAGUUCAUUUGUUGGCUGUAGUUAUGUCCACAAAAUGGAACUAAAUGUAUCAAUGCACUCUUAAAUCAGGUACUAGUUAGUCUCUGUGUUAAAAAUACAGCAAGUGUAUGGUGCUUCGUAGCAUUUGCUUCCUUUGAGCAACAGGAAAGGUAUCACCUAACAGCUAACCAGGUUUUGAAGGUACUGUAUUCAUCCCAUUAAGCAUGAAAUGAACAGAGCAAUCUGAUUUGUCUGAAAUGUACAAAUGUUAGUAUUUGUAAUGAAUAAUAAUUGCCUUAAUCUUUUGAGAAGAGGUUUAACUGUCUUAGAAGGUGAAUGCAAAUCUACAAAACAGCAAUAACUAUUUUCCAUGGCAAGAAUUUGCUUCAGCAAAGCAGGGGUGAAAGGAAACUUUUUUUAGAAUAAGGAAUUUCAUGUGAAUAUAACUUGGAACUUACUCCAAACUAUAACUAUGGCCCUGUCUUCCAGACUUCAGAAAGGUAGCGCAUGCUUUUCUCUCUUCUGUAAAGUACAUGAAGUGAUAAAUUAUAAUGUGAUGUUAUUAACUUCUGUUUACAACUAAGACACUUUAAGGGCAUAUUAUCCGGUUUCCCUAGGUAGAGUAUUUCACUUAAAAAUUUCAGAAAGGUGAGUGUAAGUGGAAUUGACAGAUUUCUAUUAUUUUUUAUUUUAUACAGUUUAAUAGUGUUUAAAACUAAUUUGUGCCUCUUCUGAACUAUUUUCUUCCCAUUUUUAUUAACUGUCUUUUCAGAGGCAGAUUGAACUACUGUUACUUAGAAGUGACAUUUAGUUAAAUGAUCAAAGAGUCAUGACUGAAAAUUACUUGUAACACUAGAAAACUAAAAUUGCAGAUUCAGCUGGAGACUGCAUAUAUCCAACUCUCCUUUUUAGCUAAGUUGAACAACCAAAAAUUGCUUUCUAAAUCCAGUGAAGGUGAAAAAAUUGACUUGAUGAUUAGUGUAUUUAGAACAAGCAUUUGGCUUCAUUCUGGCAGCAUUCCUAAGGAAUUUUUGGAUAUUUUUAAAUUCUGAAAAUUCUUGCUGCUAUAUGGAGCAAGAUAUGGAUUUUUUUUUUUUUAAAUUUUCCUCCUGUUUUCUUUUUCCACUCUUCCAGUUUACGAUACAUACAUUGUCCUCCAUGAUAGCUCAGGACAGGAAAGGCAUGAAGUAAGUCUCAGGAGAUUGGAAUCAUCAGCCUUGAAAGGUAUUUGCAAUGCAGUUGGCAGAAGUAACUCACGAGUAUAAAAUGAACUGUGCCUGAGAAGAAUGCUCUUCUACUCUUCUAAACUCAUGUCAGAAACCUUUUUUAUUCCUUUUCCUCUUUGACAUGAAUGAUGAGUCUUAAUCUCAGUAUGGACCUGAGUGAGCAUGUCCCUGAGGUCAGUAUUUGGAUCAGAUUGUGCUUUAAUAUCUUAGUAGUAGUUUUCUGCAAAGUUUAAUAUCAGUUGCCUACUGAGAUUUAUGAAUAAAUUUUCCUUUUAUCUAACACAAAUCAAAAGUGGUUUUUUGAUUACUUCACUAGAAGGCAGCUGAACUAAGGGUGUGGAUCCAUAUCAUUACAGGGGAAAUGCUUGAUGCUUUACCAAAGAAAUGCAGUAGAGUGAGACCUUGGCUUUGUUAAUGCAAAAAUUUCCGGAAUGAGAUGGACUGGGUCAGAGCUUAUCAUUAAGAAUGAGCCUUCAGAAAUACUUUUUUAAAAUACUUUUUUUUAAAUCAGUGCAGUUAAGAUUAAAAACUUACAGAAAUACCUAUGUCUCAUUAUGGCAUGCAUCACUGGAGAAUCUCAGUAUUCCAGAGUUAGGGGUUGUAUGACCAGAGGUCUGUACUCCAAAGUAUUUAUCUAUCCCACGGAUUCCUCUUGUGUAUCAACAUGAUAUAUUUUGGAUUUUUAAAUAACAUAAUAAUGUUACAUGUCAAAGUGUUUUGCACUAUUAUAAAUCAAAAGUGUCAUAAAAAUUAUUCUAAAUGUUUGCUCUAAACUUCCUGUGUGGGUCAGACCACAUAGCUCAGGUGAUGUUCAGAUGAGAAAGCUGCAGGGCAACCUCAUGGACACUUGUUAGAGGUGGUAUGAAGGACUCAGUAGAGAGCAUUCUUCUCCUUUGUUGGUACUAAACCAACCCAAACUUAGUGCUGCCAAGUGUUUCUGAGAGAAGAGAUGCAGGACAAAGAUGUUUCUUCUUGUUGCACUUCUCACUUGUUCUCAUUCAUGUCCUGUCCACAGUUCCAUCUAAAAUGACUUUUUGUUCUCUUCAUUUAUUAAAGGUAAUAAACAGUAUUAAUGUUUUAAGGAGAAAAAUAGAAAAAAAAUAUUGAAAUUAUGGCCAUCAUUACUUUCAAAAUCAUCAAACACGUAAGUCCAGAAAUGCUGCCAGAAAAUGUUUUUCAAAAAUGUCUAUCUGAUAGAAUAAAUCUUACUGGCUUUACAUGACAGGCACUGAAUUCCUAUUAUCAUUAGAUUGUCCCAUUUACACCAUUGUGGAAAAAAUAUGGAAGCCAUGUGAGGCUGCUAAUAUUCUUACAGUUAUUAGAAGGAUCAUAAAAUUGAAAGUUUGAUAGUGGGUUAUUUAAAAUUUGAGAAAUUAUAAUAAUCAACAUUGUAGUAAUUCACUGUUCCAUUGAGAAAAUGCAGGCUGAAGGGAAGUAGAUGGAACAUGAAAUUCAAUGUAGAAUUAUUUUGCAGUCAAAAUGUUGGUUACUGUGCUUAUGCCACAUUGUUUCCUUACUGUUUAUAAAGCCCAUAGAGUGUUUAAAAUAAUUAAAUAGUAUGUCCUUUUUUUGUUUUGGACCUUAUAUAAGUUAAAAAAUAACUCAGUCCUUUAUCUAUGUUGAGUUUUAUUUAACUGUAGGUACAUUUUUAUCUCUGAAAUGUUACAGAAUCUGUUCCACUUACUAUCAGUAAUCUUUCAAAAAGGCUAAUUUUUGUGCCUUAUUUAGACAGAAUUGCCAGUUACCAAAUAGAUAAGAGUCCAAACUGAUAUAUCCAGCUCAACACUGUUGUUCUCUGUCCUUGUGAAAAUAUAAAAUUGUUUAUUGGCUACAUAUACAGUAUUUUUAUUACCACAUUGGGUUCUAUAUUAAGAGAAAUCGUCCAGGUCCAGUGCUUUUUACAAGUUUUGUGCUUGUAUGCUGUUUAUUUGUGGAGAUCCUUCUAAUGUCUUUGAAGAUCAGCAACAUUCAUCACCAGUUACUGGUGAGAACUGAAUUCUGCUCAUUCAGAGCUCAUGUGGUCUUCUUCAGAAGCAUCUCUUUUCUUCAGGAGCUCAAAAAUCUUCCCAUUUCUCCUGUUAAAGGGAGAUACCAGGUUAUUUGAUUAAGCUUUGUGAUCUGUUACACAUAGGAACAAAUUUCUGGUGAAGAAAGUCAAACUAGGACUUGAAUCUUUGUUUUGCAUAGGUGUCUGCCUGACAUAAACUGUAUCACUUAUCUGGUUUGGGGAAAAAUAAGUAAGGGCAGUAAAAAGAGAUUCCUGGGUUGUUCCAAUGGGGUGUGGUGAAGCAGGGCCUUGGAGUCCUCAGGGUGAAUAACAACUCUGAGGAAAUCCAGAUUUCAAGAUACUGUGUAAUGUUCUAGCUCAGUUGUAGUGAUUCCAGGCCAGCCAUGUAGGCAAAGGUAAUAUUGCCUAUGGAAUUAAUCCCCUGGGGGAUUUACAGAAUGAAUAAUAUGUUGUCCCAGUCAAAGCCUUCCCAUCCAUGUGUGUAGAGAUGCAACAUGUGAAAACAGCACAGAUAACUCCGGGAAGGACAGUACUGUGGAUGAUCCUUUCCCACCCUUUAUGCAUGCAGAUGGCAGUCUGUGUAGAGUAGGCAGUGGUUUGCUCUUCCAGUCCACAUAUUUGGGCAUCAUGUAGCUCCGUAAAAUAGACUUGUUCUGAAGGAAAAAUGUAGCUGUAGAUGUUGUGAUAGAAUUUGUUGACUGAACCCUUUGUUGUCAUUUAGCAUUUCAGUGCUGCUGCUGCUGCUGUUUGGGUGGGGUCAUCAGAAACUCUCAGCACCAGCUGCAGUCCUCUCUCAGGCAUUGUAACACAGACCUCAGCUGAAGUUCAGACAUGUGCUGGGGGCUUUUGAAAAUCCCACCCAAUCUAUUAGAGGAGUGUUUUAGAUUUCAAAAGUCUGUUUUAGAUGUCGUUUCAGGUUUUAGAAUGAACUAGUUUGCAACCUCGUGUUCUUGUAAAAGAUGUAAGUCUAAGCAAAAAGAACAGUUAAGCCAGUUUUUUAAACAGCCUCUAUUUCAUCACCUACAAUCAAUCAUAUUCGGUCCUACAGAACAAUCUUUCAUUGGUGCAGCUGUCUAAUGUAAUUGCUAGGAGCAUCUAAAAUCUUUUCUCUAUGCAUGUAAUUAGUUGAGAAACAUUUCAUGCAAUAAUCAAAGUCCCAGCAUGAGGCCCUUUUGCAAAUGCACCCCCUGUGUGACCCUGUUCUGCAGAAGGGGGCCCCAGAACCGCCAACCACCCUGACUGCACAGGAGGAGGAUCAAGGGAGGGAAUCAGCAUCUUUUCUCUUGGUGCCAGGCUGUAGUCCAGGUGCUGUAAGACUCCAGCCAGCAUGUUCCCAACAUCCCAACAUUUCAGGCUAAACGAAUGUGGCUAAUAAAAGUAUGCCUGCAGCAAGCAGCUUCCUUAUUGCAAAGCUCAGGAUGGUGAAGGCUGUGUGUGCACAUGGUAUCGUGGUCAUUUUUUGGAGAAUGAAUGUAGAAAUAAAACUGCACCAGCAAAUACAAUGUGAAUGGUGAUGUGACUUGUCUUCAGUAACUUCUUUGCUGCUAUUAGAUGUGUGUGUCUUUGCCAAGCGUUACGUGUUAACAGAAUCUGGGCUGAAUAGGAUGUGUCCUCAUCUUCACCCCUAGAUCAUGGACCACAGCUGGUCUAGAAUUCAUGAUAUUAAGGGAUUGAAAAUAAAAGAAUGAAAAAGGGAUUGUACAUUUUUCUGCGCAAAACCUUCCUUGAUUUGCUUUGCAGUGUGUGUUACGGUUUUAGUCAGUGGCCAAUUGAAAGCACUUGAUAGAUCUUUCCUGGAAGCUGCUAAACUUCUUCUAAGUAGGGUUGCCUGUCUAGUCCACAGCCACCUUCGUCUAGAAGACCAUCUGCCAUCCGUGUAGUUGUCAGGGCCAUUGCCAUUUUCUGCUGGGUUGGAGUAUGAAGCAGGUAACACAGUUGGAAGUUACUCUGUAACGUUUACUGUAGUAAAGGGUACUCAAAUUAAUUUGUACUAUUACUUAGGUCAAUACUAACAACAUUUGUAUUUAGAGUCCAGUAACAGUAUUAGCAUUUGAAAAAUAAGUUCAAGUUCAUUGAUGUUUUUUACGAUUCUAUGUGAAUUGACAUUUUGUUUCUGUUAAAAAUAAGGGAGCUACUUGGUUGUGGGGGGAAAUGUGUUGACUUUCAAAUCUUCAGUGAAUUUUGUGCAAUAUUUUUCCUUCUUUCAAAGUGAUUUAGUAGUGCACAUCUGCUUUUCAAGCAGAUCCUUGAAAUAGUAUUUUUCAAAAGUAUGUAAAAUUGCAUGUAGCUUUGAAAAAUGGUUGUAUGAUAAAAACAGAAUAUAUUCUAAUGAGGCAAAUGUAUAUUUCAAAUGACUGGAAAUGAUUAUGGAUGUCACAUUCUACAGAAAUAGUAAGGCCUAAAUCAAUGUUUGCAUUCCAGCAGUUCUAGGUAAUUCUUAAACUAUAGCCUAGUUAAAUUAAAAUAAAGUUUAAUAUUAGAAUUUAUGGUGUUUUGCUUAUCAUUUGCUCAUUUGUUUAUCAGUGAUAAAAAGAUGAGGAGUUAAACACUGCUUUUUGGUACCACCACUGAAGUGCGAGUUCGUACAUAUGGUAAUGACCGUAUGUAUUAAGAAUUGAGUUAGUGACAUCCCUAAUUAUUAAAAGUCAUUACUUAAAAUAUCUGCUAAUGUUGCCAGUAUCCUUUCAAUUUUUUGUAAAUUAAUUUUUUUUAUAUAUUGUUGUAUAUUUUGUUUUAACCUUUCAUUUUCCCUUGAGAACUUCUUUAAAUUAAUAUACUUGAAGGCGGCAAUAAAGCACUGUGGAACAGCUAGUCUUGGUGCAGCUUGCACACAAGCACAUCACAUCUGUUACUUCAUGAUUUUUGAGAAGGAAGAGAAAUUGAAAAUGCUUACAUGUUUAGCCAGCUGACAAUUUGUUUUUGUUAUUUUUCAAUCUGUGUCAGAUACAAUGAGAAAUGCCUCAAGAGAACAAGAAACAUUAUGUAUCUCAACACUUCUAAUUUUUUUUAGGAAUUUUUUUGUUGUGUCCUUUGAAAACUUUGAAAACUGAUGUCCUUGUUGUGAGCCUUUAAUACAGGUAGGAAAGGCAUGAGGUACAGGAUGUUUUGAGGUUUUAUUGAUAAUUUUAAUAGUUUUGGAGAUUUAAAAGCAAACAACCAGCAUUGUCCUAAUAGUUUAAAAAAAUAGUUACUGACCUUUAAUAAAACUAGAACCAAAUCUAAGAAUUUACUCUGUGCUUUUGCACCCUCUGGACUACUGUUCAAAGUCAUCUCAAGAACUGUCAUUCAGACCUUAGACUACUGUCAGUAAUGCACUGUGUAGGUGUAGUAAAUGAGCUGUGAUGUGUGCUGUGUUUUGGGGUGUUUUGUUUUUUUUUUUCCCUUCCAAGUUUGUGGCGUCACUAGAAGUUUUUGGUCAACCCCACAUUGCCAUAAAGUGCCCAACACUGUACUAUAAAAUAAAACUUAAAAAUAUCAAAAUUC
This is a messenger RNA of Apus apus (common swift), 9514 nucleotides long. RefSeq names its product DENN domain containing 1B (gene DENND1B). Gene Ontology annotation, molecular function: phosphatidylinositol phosphate binding; guanyl-nucleotide exchange factor activity. Lineage: Eukaryota; Metazoa; Chordata; Aves; Apodiformes; Apodidae. The transcript has 23 exons. The record is from RefSeq and is a predicted model, not a curated record. Gene Ontology annotation, biological process: endocytic recycling; endocytosis. The coding region runs from base 264 to 2630 and encodes 788 amino acids. Gene Ontology annotation, cellular component: nuclear speck; intracellular membrane-bounded organelle; cytosol.